AUGAAAAACAAUGUAUUAGAUUGCAAGAAAAGCACUGAAUACACUAUAUUACUAUUAGUUGGGAAAUAAGAUUAAGAGAGGAAAUAUUAUGAUGAAUAUGAUAAAAUAAAAAAAUAGAAAAUGAUUCAGGAAAUAUGA
Paramecium tetraurelia is the source of this 138-nucleotide messenger RNA. RefSeq lists its product as uncharacterized. The record is from RefSeq and is a predicted model, not a curated record. The transcript has 2 exons. Lineage: Eukaryota; Ciliophora; Oligohymenophorea; Peniculida; Parameciidae.